UGGCCUACUACCAGUGGAAAAAUUAUGUAAUAUUUGAGAUUUUCAUUAAUUCUUCCCACUACACGAAGAAAAAAGAGGCAAAAUUCAACUGCUUGAAAAUGUUGAAUAAGACACCAUGGCUGAUCACAUUGUUUAUAUAACUCAAAAAAGUAAAUAAAACUUGGCAAAUUAGGUCCCUCACCACUAGUCACUACCCAAUAUAUAUAUCCUCUCUUCUUUCAACAAAAUAAUCUUAAUACAUAAAGCUGGUGAACAUGGUGGAGAAGGAACAGGCUCGACCGCUAGCCCCGGCGGCUGACCGACCGAACAGCAGCGACGAAGACGAUGUCGCGGCGCACUUGAAGAAAAUUCGUCGCAGAAAAUUGAUCAAGUGUUGUGGCUUCAUCACAGCGGUGCUUCUAGUCGUAGCGGUGGUGAUCAUAAUCCUCAUCUUCACUGUGUUUCGAAUCAAGGACCCCAUUAUCAAGAUGAACAAGAUUACGGUCGCACAAUUGAAUUUAGUCAACACUACGACACCAAAGGCCGGAAGUAACAUGUCGUUGACUGCUGACGUGUCCGUUAAGAACCCCAACGUGGCGUCCUUUAAGUACAGUAACACGACUACGUGGUUGUACUAUUACGGAACGGUGGUCGGAGAGGCCAAAGGCCCACCUGGGAGGGCCAGGCCCAGAAGAACCAUGAGGAUGAAUAUCACGGUGGACAUCAUUAUGGGCCGGAUUAUGUCCAGCCCAAAUUUUGUGGCCGAUGUGGCCUCCGGCCUUUUGUCAAUGAAUAGCUAUUCGCGGAUUCCGGGUCGGGUUAAAAUGUUGGGCAUAAAGAGACAUGUUGUUGUGAUGAUGAAUUGCACCAUGACCGUUAGUAUCUCAAGCCAGACAAUUCAAGAACAGAAAUGCAAGAGAAAGGUUAAACUAUAGGGUACAUCUUUAUUUUCUUGUUUAUAUAUAUGGUUGAAAGUUAUUUAGAAAGAUCUCAAUUUUUUACAUAUUAUUAAUUAGAGAGAGUAGAUUAUUACGUUUGUAGACUGUAGACUGUAGUAUCUUGACAGAUAUUAUUUUAGUAUUUUAUUUCUUCUUUA
Cannabis sativa is the source of this 1075-nucleotide messenger RNA. RefSeq lists its product as uncharacterized. Lineage: Eukaryota; Viridiplantae; Streptophyta; Magnoliopsida; Rosales; Cannabaceae. Bases 255 to 914 code for a protein of 219 amino acids. The transcript has a single exon. The record is from RefSeq and is a predicted model, not a curated record.